CGCCGCCUAGAAGUGACUUCUCCAAAAAGUGUCUUAGUUCCCGGUCACCUGAGCUUCGGGCGACGCUGCUGCGGUAGCUUCGCGGAUACACGCCCUUUGCGGGUCCUGCCUGGCCACCCCGCCCUCUCUUUCCAGCCUCUCCGCUUCGCCUUCCCGACCCCUCCAAGGGCCUGUCCUCUGCCUCCGGUCCUUUCCGAGUCGCGAGCGGGACCGGGCCGAGUUGGGCCGUCAGGGCGCGGUCUCAGACCAUGGCGUCCCUCUUCAAGAAGAAAACCGUGGACGAUGUAAUAAAAGAACAGAAUCGAGAGUUACGAGGCACACAGAGGGCUAUAAUCAGAGAUCGAGCAGCUUUAGAGAAACAGGAAAAACAGCUGGAAUUAGAAAUUAAGAAAAUGGCCAAAAUUGGUAAUAAAGAGGCUUGUAGGGUUUUAGCCAAACAGCUUGUACAUCUACGGAAACAGAAAACAAGAACUUUUGCAGUAAGCUCAAAAGUCACGUCUAUGUCCACACAAACAAAGGUGAUGAAUUCCCAGAUGAAGAUGGCCGGAGCAAUGUCUACCACGGCAAAAACAAUGCAGGCAGUUAACAAGAAGAUGGAUCCACAAAAGACACUACAAACAAUGCAGAAUUUCCAGAAGGAAAAUAUGAAAAUGGAAAUGACUGAAGAAAUGAUCAAUGACACACUUGAUGACAUCUUUGACGGAUCUGAUGAUGAAGAAGAAAGCCAGGAUAUUGUGAAUCAAGUUCUUGAUGAAAUUGGAAUAGAAAUUUCUGGAAAGAUGGCCAAAGCUCCAUCAGCUGCUCGAAGCUUACCAUCUGCUUCUACUUCAAAAGCUACCAUCUCCGAUGAAGAGAUUGAGCGACAACUAAAAGCUUUAGGAGUAGAUUAAGUCAACAAAGGCAUAUUAUUUUUGCUUACUUAUAAUAAUUAUUUAUAAUUAUGAGCCAGGCACAGUGCAAAUUCCUUUUACAAAACACAUUUAUUAUUAUUUGGCAAAAUGAAGACCAUGAGUGAACAGGUGUUUCCCAACCCCCUGGUUAUUUUGGAUCUUUUGCCAAAGAAUGACAAUGAUGUGGAAAUGGGAACAGUUUGGAUUUUAAUUAGAACUAUUUAGGAGCGAUGAUGUGUAAAAGGUUAACUUUUCUGCAUAACACAGAGAACUUAUAUUCAUUACUUAAUGCCAAUUUAUGUUCUAAAUCUUUUUACAUUGAAUACAAAAAUCUUGUUUAAUGCCAGUAGGCACCCAUUUAAAGAGACUUGUAAAAACAUUAAAAGUAUAUCAUUAAUUCUGUAUCUGUUGCUUGUCCUUUGUAGGCAGUUAUGUGUUAUGACCAUAGGUGAAUCUGCUGUCAAGUUAUUUUUAAGUGAUCUAAAAGGAGAGUGCUACUUCAACAUUCGUCUUAAACAAAAACUGUCAUCAACGUUUUCUUUUCAUUUUUUCCUUGGGGAGAAUAUUCUAUUCCUUAGUACCUUUCGAACUCUGCUUGUCUUAAAUAGCACAGACAUAUUGUGCACAUCUUUAAAUUAUUUUAAUGGACAAAAAAGAAUUACAUUUUAAAAUAAUUGAGGCCUAUUACAAAAGUCAUGCAGGCUCUUUUUUGUAAUGCUUAGAA
This is a messenger RNA of Tupaia belangeri chinensis (Chinese tree shrew), 1614 nucleotides long. RefSeq names its product charged multivesicular body protein 2B (gene CHMP2B). The coding region runs from base 249 to 890 and encodes 213 amino acids. The record is from RefSeq and is a predicted model, not a curated record. The transcript has 6 exons. Gene Ontology annotation, biological process: vacuolar transport. Lineage: Eukaryota; Metazoa; Chordata; Mammalia; Scandentia; Tupaiidae.